Amphimedon queenslandica is the source of this 849-nucleotide messenger RNA. RefSeq lists its product as uncharacterized. Gene Ontology annotation, molecular function: protein binding. The transcript has 4 exons. The record is from RefSeq and is a predicted model, not a curated record. Lineage: Eukaryota; Metazoa; Porifera; Demospongiae; Haplosclerida; Niphatidae. The coding region runs from base 1 to 849 and encodes 282 amino acids.
AUGGGGGAGGUCGGGUGCAGUUGUCUGAAGCAGGGGAAGAUGCUCGGGAAGAUGCUGAUUAGUGUUCUGUCUCUCAGUCUCGCUAUUUAUUCAGUGGAUUCUUGUUCAACAGUAUCUAGAUCAGGUGUAUCACUAACUGGAAUAUGUCCUAAUGACAGUUUUAUUGUACCUGUUGGAACAACACUGUCUUAUGAGUGCACUAUUGGUGGUUUUACUCAAGACUAUGUGCUUUAUUGGAAUGUCAGUGGAACUGCUUACAAUUGUUUCAAUUAUAAGCCACCUGGUAUAAGUGUAAGCCUUGAUGGUUCUUUCAAAAUUAUGCCUAAUAAUUCUGAAUAUUAUAUUCAAUGUGGGAUGUGUAAAGGUCUUAACUGUCUCCUCAGUGAUGAUGUACAGGAGUUUAUUGCAACGAAAUCAAUUCAACUGAUUGCCUUUGGACCUCCUUCUUCAUUAUCCCACGAGUUAAGAGACAAUGAUACUGUUAAGUUGUCAUGGUCAACUCCUUCUCUUCCUCCUUCAGUAAAUGAAGAUGAUGUAUCAUUCACAUAUAAUAUAAUGAUAAUGGAGUCGACUAAUAGUUCACUGACAGUAACUGAUAUAAACAUCACUAACAGUACAUAUGUCAUAAUAUCAUCUGCUAAUAUUAAUGGCUAUGCUAAAUGUACUUCAUAUCAAUGGGGAGUAAGAGUAGCAGGUAGUUUAAGUUAUGGAUUUACUAAUGUAACAAUGGCAAAGGAAAUUUUCACUUUGAUUUCUGGUUCUAAAAUAUCUAAUGAAUUGGCUGUUAUUAAUGAUACCAUUGAAUUCAAUAGAUUACUGUCAGACACAACUCAAUUCAUCACAACUUAA